Molecule: messenger RNA, 2612 nt
Organism: Pseudopodoces humilis (Tibetan ground-tit)
Lineage: Eukaryota; Metazoa; Chordata; Aves; Passeriformes; Paridae
Gene: G6PC1
Product: glucose-6-phosphatase catalytic subunit 1
Biological process (GO): gluconeogenesis; glucose 6-phosphate metabolic process
Cellular component (GO): membrane
Molecular function (GO): glucose-6-phosphatase activity
Source: RefSeq, a predicted model, not a curated record
GGCACAGUGGAGUACGGGACAGGCAGAGCCACGCCGAGGGCAGCGGCAGCAGAGGAGGAUGGAGGCCAACAUGAACCUCCUGCAUGAUGCAGGCAUCAGGACAACACACUGGCUGCAGCAGCGCUUCCAGGGCUCCCAGGACUGGUUCCUCUUCAUCUCUUAUGCUGCUGAUCUCAGGAAUGCUUUUUUUGUCCUCUUCCCCAUCUGGUUCCACUUCAGUGAAGCAGUGGGCAUCAGGCUCAUCUGGGUGGCUGUAAUUGGAGACUGGCUCAACCUCGUCUUCAAGUGGAUCCUCUUUGGGGAGAGGCCAUACUGGUGGGUCCUCGACACAGACUAUUAUGGCAACAACUCCGCACCAGAGAUCCAGCAGUUCCCGCUCACCUGCGAGACUGGUCCCGGGAGCCCAUCUGGCCAUGCCAUGGGUGCAGCAGGAGUGUACUAUGUCAUGGUGACGGCUCUCCUCUCUGCUACUGGAGGAAAGCAGUCAAGGACAUUCAGAUACUGGGUGCUGUGGACAGUGCUUUGGAUUGGGUUCUGGGCAGUUCAGGUCUGUGUCUGCAUGUCCCGAGUCUUCAUUGCUGCUCACUUCCCCCACCAGGUGAUUGCAGGGGUUUUCUCAGGGAUGGCUGUGGCCAAGACCUUCCAGCAUGUCCACUGCAUCUACCAUGCCAGCUUCCAGCGGUACCUGGGCAUCACCGUCUUCCUCUUCAGCUUCACCCUGGGUUUCUACCUGCUGCUCUGGACAUUCGGUGUGGACCUGCUCUGGACGCUGGAGAAGGCACAGAAGUGGUGCAGCCACCCUGAGUGGGUCCACAUUGACACCACUCCCUUUGCCAGCCUCCUCCGUAACCUGGGCAUCCUCUUUGGGCUGGGGCUGGCCCUCAACUCCCACAUGUACCAGGAGAGCUCCCGGUUAAAGCAGGGCCAGCAGCUGCCCUUCCGCCUGGGCUGCAUCGCUGCCUCCCUCCUCAUCCUCCACAUCUUCGAUGCCUUCAAGCCACCCUCCCACAUGCAGCUGCUCUUCUACGCCCUCUCCUUCUGCAAGAGCGCGGCCGUGCCGCUGGCUACUGUCGGCCUCAUCCCCUACUGCCUCUCCCAGCUCCUGGCCACACAGGACAAAAAGGCUGCCUAAGGCAGGCAGACACCCCAGCCCUGGGCUCAGGGACAGCUGCCAGGCCCUGGCUGCACCUCAGCCGCUGUCUGCUUCCCGCUGAAUCUGCACGGGCUGGCUCUGCCCUGGGAGCAGACCACGGAGGCUGGGCUGGUGCUGCUGCCAGGUGGCUCCCACAACACGGACACACAGUGGCAGCCACGCUGCUCUCACGGCUGGUGGCACAGAGAGCCCUGCGUGCCCAGGACUCCCCUGCUGUCCCUUCUGCACCCACAGCUGGGGGUCACCAGCCCAGGACCCAGCAGCAGCAGCGGGAGGUCCUGCACUCCCUUGCAGCUCGUGGGGACAGGCCACCUCCAUGCUGCAGGGCUGGGGACAGCACCACUGCGAGCAGGGUUCUCACCUCAGCUGAAGAGGCAGCUCUGUGGCAGGAAUGGGCAGACACUGACAUGGAGAGACCCCCCAGGCCUGGGACGUUUGGUGCUCACCUGUGUGCGAGGCAGUGCAGGGUGCACACACGCCCAUGUGUGUACAUGCAUAACACACACCUGUGCACACAGGACAUGGGGUGGGGUUGUGCACAGGAGGGAUUUUAUUAAAGCUGAACAUUGUUUAGGCUGGUGAGUUUGAGUGUCCUGCUAGCCAGUGCCAUGGGGUGGGGGAUCAGCUCCUGGAUGCAGGGUUGUGGCAUGGCCUGCAGAUGGUAAAGGACAUUUUUCCUGGGUGCUGAAGACCCUCAACACCUGCAGGACACGCUCAAGCCACUGGGAAGGCUAGUGCCUAGUGCCCUGGGUCUCUACCUUUUGCCCUGAGGUGCAGUUGAACACUGACAGCACACUGGGGCCAAUGAGCUGCUUUUUGUGCUGUUUAUCCAAGGCUUCUGGAUGCACUUUGUGCCAGGAACAAACUUGUGUCACCUCACUGCUCACAGAAACAAGCUCAGCUUUGAGACCAACUGGCUCAGCUGGGGCUGUGCUGAGCCCCCAGGGUGUUGGGGACAGAACUGGCAUUUGGCUGCGGUGCGAGGUUGCGGUCAUGCCCCUCCCUCCUCAGUACCCCAGCCCAGUGCUCACUGCAGCAGGAAAUCCUGUGGGCUCAACCUGCACCCUCUGAGCUGUGCAGGCAGUACAGCCCUGUUUACUUUCUCAGUAAACAUCCUUGCUCAGUCUGAGACAGUCCAAAAUAGAUAGGCAGGUACUUUCUUCCUGCCAGACUGUGUGUAUGUGUAGGAUUUCUCCCAAAGCACCAGCCCCUGAAGCUCUGACCCCACACCCAGUUGCAGGCCCCAGUGGUGGUUCCUGUGUUCUGACACCAUCCCAAGAGCUCAGCCAAGGCUGUGGCCAUGCAGCAGUCACAGCACCAUGGCUGGGAACCCCGUCUGCUGGGGCUGCUCCCAUCUCCUUGCUCACGGCAGAUAAACUUCCCCUAGCAUGGAGGUUUCUUUUAUUCUGUUUCUCUGUGUAUUACCAACAUCUGGAAUAAACCUGUCAUUCCAUUUCUA